Molecule: messenger RNA, 291 nt
Organism: Penicillium taxi
Lineage: Eukaryota; Fungi; Ascomycota; Eurotiomycetes; Eurotiales; Aspergillaceae
Product: cytochrome P450
Exons: 2
Coding region: 1-291 (96 amino acids)
Molecular function (GO): monooxygenase activity; iron ion binding; heme binding
Source: RefSeq, a predicted model, not a curated record
AUGGAUUUUCUUCUUUAUCUUAGAUUCGUUGUAUUUGCUGGUCUAAUCUGGCUUUUUUCCACUGUUCUCUACAAUUUGAGGUUUCAUUCAUUGAGUGGCUAUCCUGGACCGUGGUAUACUAGAGGAUCACGACUUUGGUAUAUUUUCAAAGUCUUCCAAGGAUGUCAUAAAAUUGCGAUUAAAGAACUCCAUGACCAAUACGGAUUGGUUGUGAGGAUUGCACCUAAUGAACUUUCAUACAUUGACCCUAAAGCAUGGAAUGACAUCUAUGGUAAAGACAAUACCCUUUGA